Mobula hypostoma (lesser devil ray) is the source of this 1593-nucleotide messenger RNA. Its product is annotated as interferon-induced protein with tetratricopeptide repeats 5-like. Gene Ontology annotation, molecular function: protein binding. The coding region runs from base 1 to 1593 and encodes 530 amino acids. The record is from RefSeq and is a predicted model, not a curated record. The transcript is spliced from 2 exons. Gene Ontology annotation, biological process: defense response to virus. Gene Ontology annotation, cellular component: cytosol. Lineage: Eukaryota; Metazoa; Chordata; Chondrichthyes; Myliobatiformes; Myliobatidae.
AUGUCCUUGGUGAAUAAGAUUAGGGAGACUUCAAAAGCACGUUCAGCUCAUAUGAAGAAAGAGGGAAUAACUAAGGAGAAGCAGUUAGGAUGGAGAAUCGAUUUCACACCAAUAAUCUUUGAUUACUUUGUGCUUUCAUGCAGCGACACUCUGAAGGAAUCCCUGUUUGAGAAACUCUGUCAGCUUCAGUGUCACUUCACGUGGAUUCCACAGAAGGACAACACUGACUUCAGUGAUAUGAAGCUUAGAUUACAAGAUUCUGUAAAACUUGGUGUCAAAUAUCAAGCCAUAUCCUACAACCAACUUGCUUUUGUAAACUGUCAGCAAGGCAAUUGUGAAGAAGCAAUUCAAAAUUUAAAGGAAGCUGAAAAAAUUCUGAGGGAGAACCACAAAGAUGAAUUUGAAAGAAGAAGCAUCAUCACCUAUGGAAACUUUGCCUGGGUGAAUUACCACAUGGGACAACUGACCGAGGCCCAGUCCUACCUCGACAAGCUGGAGGUGAUCUGUAAACCGCUCAGUGAUGGCCCUCACUAUACAGCAAUGAUCCCUGAAGUGUACGGGGAAAAGGGAUGGUCAUUGUUGAGUUCUGCUGCUGAAUACUAUGAGGAGGCAAAGGAAUGCUUUGCAAAGGCUUUGAAGGAAGAUUCUGAUAACAUGGAGUGGAAUAUUGGCUAUGCGACUGCUCUUUAUCGUCUGGAAAUGAUUUCUGGUGUUUCAGAGAAACAGGAGCAGAGUCAGUGUGUGAGGUAUCUGCGACGGGUGCUGGAGCUUGAUCCAGAUGACACAGUGGCCAUGGUUAUGUUGGCCCUAAAGCUGCAAGAGUUCAAUGAAGCAGAGAAAGCAAAUGAAUUAGUUGAAGAAGCAUUGAGGAAGACCCCAGAUCUGACGUAUGUGCUUCGCUAUGCAGCAAAGUUUUACAGAAUAGGAGGAGAUGUCGAUAUCGCAAUAGGCCUGUUGAAGAGAGCUUUAGAAUUUACUCCAUGCUCAUCCUUCUUACACCACCAAAUCGGUAUCUGUUACAGUGGAAAACUGUUCACUCUGAAAAAGAAAGCAGGCAGCAACUAUCUUGACAGAGCUACAUUUCAACAGAAAGCUGAGUUGAUCAGUAAGAGCAAAUAUCACUUUGAAAAGGCACUUGAACUCAAACCAUUGUUUAUUUUUGCAAAACUGGAUUUUGCAGGAAUCUGCUUAGAAAAUGGAGAAGUAACCCGAGCAGAGGAGAUCUACAACAGUCUGCUGAGCUUGGAAGAUCUUGCUCUGGAUCAUAAGCAGGCACUCGCUUUACAAGUUGGAUUAUUUGAACUGCACCAUAAAAGAUCUGAAUCAAACGCCAUCAUCUAUUUUCUGGACGGACUUAAAAUCCAUCAUGGAAGUAAACAAUGGAAGCUCUGUGACAGUAACUUGAGAAAGAUCUUAGGAAAACAAAUUCAGAGGAAUCCAAGAAACAGCAAAGCCUUUGGAAUUCUUGGGAUGGUGCACCAGCUGGCUGGGGAGAAGAAUGAGGCUGUUAAAUGCUUUGAAAAGGCCUUGAAAUUUGAUCCUGGCAAUGAAGAAUAUCUCAAUGCUCUUUCUGAAUUAAGCCUUUCUACUUAG